UCAUUAAUGUUAUUUGAUAGGUUCAUACCAUUUACACGCGCUCAUACAAUAUCCGAGGUUGUUUAUUUUCUCGGACGACCUAAUUUCGUCUUUGGACUUGACAAUGUUGGUGACCAUGAAGCUGUCAUUAUUUCAAAGUGUAAUUUUUGUCCUCAGUUUUCGGAUUUAUGCAACCGUUAAAGUGUCCGUAUUUUAUGAAACAUUAUGUCCUGAUUGCAUAGCUUUCAUAACAAAUCAACUCCAUCCCAACUACAAAGCAUUUGGCAGUAGCUUAAUAGAUUUGCAGCUCAUUCCGUGUGGAUUCGAACAUGAAAGUGUAGUUAAUGGCUCAAAGAUAUUUAUUUGCCAACACGGGCAAAAUGAAUGUUAUGGAAACAGAGUACAUGGAUGUGUUAUAGCAUUGUAUUCUAUCACAAUAAGUGAGAGCUUUGCGGCUUGCAGUGAAAGCUCAGAUAAUCCUGCAUCAAAAGAGGCUUUACAAAGCUGUGCAAGCAGCAAUCAGAUUUCUUGGCCUGACAUUGAGAUGUGUAUAUCUUCAAUAGCGGGUGAGAAAAUAAUGGAAGCAAACGAAAAAAUAACAGCCCAACUUAAUCCACGCUCAGUACCAACAGUUGUUUUCAAUGGUGGCUUUAAUGAGAACGAUGCCAACCAAUCUAUUGAUGAUCUUAAGGGAGUUAUCUGCAAAUAUUUGAACAACAAUCCACCACAAUGUCGCUCAAAUAUAAACCCCAGUAUAAUAGUAUUAUAGGACAUCUAUAUGCUAUGUAAUAAACAAUAAUGUUAUUAUACUGAAAUAAAUACAAUUUUUAUUAUA
Messenger RNA from Dendroctonus ponderosae (mountain pine beetle), 814 nucleotides. RefSeq names its product GILT-like protein 1. Gene Ontology annotation, molecular function: oxidoreductase activity, acting on a sulfur group of donors, disulfide as acceptor. The record is from RefSeq and is a predicted model, not a curated record. Lineage: Eukaryota; Metazoa; Arthropoda; Insecta; Coleoptera; Curculionidae. The coding region runs from base 104 to 748 and encodes 214 amino acids. The transcript has 4 exons.